CUGACCAUUGCGAAUUUCUAAUUGGCUGGAGAGAAAAUUGACCACCAUAUUGUUGUUGUUAUUGUUAUUAUUAUAAAAAUAUCAACAAACAGCUUUUGUUAUUCUUUAUAUUUAUUUAUAUUACUCAAAUUUAAACAUUGUGUGUUUGUUUACAUGAAAAUAAUUACAGAAAUUAGUUAAAUUUUAAAACGUAAUGAAUUAGUUGAUCAUUGAUAUAAUUUAAUUGUUGAUAUUGUUUGAGAAAAUAUAUUUUUCGGCUAAAUGGAUUGUUUGGAAGAAGGUGAAUGUCUUGAUGACACAAGUCCAGAAGUCAUUACCCUGGACACAACUCAAGAAUCUUUGAAUGACACAACUGAGAUAAAUGACGACGAAAAUAUUAAAAUUGUUGAAGAAAAAAUAAAUUUAAAUGAUACUAAACAUAACCUAGAAUGUAUGGAACAAACUUUACCACCUGGAGUUGCACCAGAUGGAUUUAUAUUAAUUGAUGAAUCAGUUGUCGUUGAGACUGAUGAGCCUGAAAAAUUAAAUAAUAAAAAUGAUGAUGAUGAUGUUCCAGUAUUCAAAGUUAUAUUUAAAAAUAAAUCAAUUGCUGAACAAUAUCGAAAAAGAGUUUAUAAUUAUUUAAGAAGAUUACUUGGACAACCAGCAACAGUGGAGCAAGAUGAUACGUCUGACUGUGUUUUAAAUAUUUGGGAAAAUACUAAUGACAAAUUAAUAUCUGAUAAAGAUGAAAAUCAUGUAAAUGGUUUUGAUGAUAAAAUUCUAUUCCACUUUGACACAAAUCCUGAGGAUAAAAUUACUGAUUUAAAUAUUCCAACAUAUGGAAAGAAAUUUGAUAAAGUAAUGAAAGAAGAUAAUUAUGAAAUUGAAGAAGAUAAAGAUGAUACAAAUUCAGGUCCAAAAUUAAAUUGUUUUAAUUGUCUUGGUAAUCAUAAUAUGCGUGAUUGUACAGAGCCAAGAAAUCCAAUGGAAAUAAAUAAAAAUAGAAAAGAAUUUGGUACAAGAAAUGGACCAAGAAAUGUCAGAUAUCAUAUUGAUGAUGAUCAAAAAUUUGGUCAUUUAAAACCUGGUAUAUUAAGUUCAGAAUUAAGAAAAGCACUUGGUCUUAAUGACGAUGAACUUCCAAAACAUAUAAUACGAAUGAGAAGUUUAGGAUAUCCACCAGGUUGGCUUGAAGAAGCACGUCUUGAACAUUCAGGUAUAAUUCUUUACAAUUCAGAAGGACAAAUUGAAACAGAUCCAUCUGAUAAAUUAAAUGAUCUACCUGAUCCAGAAAAUAAAGAUAAAUAUGAUGUUAAAAAAUUACAUGAUUUUCCUGGUUAUAAUAUACCACCACCACCUGGUACACAUGAUUAUUUUUGGCCUCCAGAACAACAAAUAAUGCACAGUAAAGAAGCAAUGUUAAAAAGUUUAAAAGGUAGAAAAACAGAUGAUGGUUAUAAACGUAAAAAAUUGAAAUUAUCAGCACCACAAUCAGCUGAUAGUUCAAUAAAUUCAUGUAUUGAACCAAUUGAAAUGGAAAUUGAAACACAUGAUAAUGAUACACCAGCAUCACCAGAUAAUGGUCUUAUUGAUAAUAUUGAUUGUUCAUCAAGUUCGACAAAUCCAGAGACAAAUGAUGAUAAUUUAUUACCACCUGGUGUUGUUGAAACAGAAUUAAUAGAUGAACAAAAACAAAUUAAUAUAGAAAAAAUUGACGAACAAGAAUUAAAUGUUGACAAAGAAAUAAUUAAUAAUUCUAUGGAUACACAAGAUGACAUACCAUCAACACCAAUUAUUAAUAAAUCAAUAAAUAUAUUUGAUAUAUCUGGUCUUGAUGGUUCACCAUCAUUAACUGAUCUUGAAAAUAAAAAAAAAUUAUUACUUCAAGAACUUGAUGAUUCAAGCUUACAAUCAAAUCCAGCUACUCCAGUUAGAUUAAAUUUAACAAAUGAAUUUGUAACACCAACAACAACAACAACAACAACUCCAAAAUGUGGAUCUGUUAAAUCAGUUGAAUUUGGUACACCAAUUAUUCAAAGUACAUCACGAUUUACAAAACUUCCAUCGAGUGAUAAAUUUUCGAAAAAUAUUUGUGAUGUUAUUAAUUUUGAAAAUUUACCAGAUUCAACUGGUAAGUAUGAAAAAAUAAGUGGAUUAUUACAAAAAGUACGAGAUACAUUGGCCAACAUUGAAAAUAAUGAUUAAAAAUUAUAAAUACGCAUGUUAUAAAUUCUUUUUUUUUUUUUUUUUUCAAAUAAAAUUAAUAAAUAUGGAAUGUAUAAUUUUUAUUUAUUAAUAAUUUAUAAUUUUUACAAUUUUUAAAUUCACCUGAUUAGACCAUCAUAAAAUUCAAAUACAAUAUAUAAUUAAUAGAAAUAUUUUUUUUUUCUUUUUUUUGUACUUGAGGUUCGCAUAAUGCAAAUAAUAAAUUUUAAAAAUGAUAUAUAAUUUAUAACUCUAAAAUUGCACACGAACAAGCUAAUUUUUAAAAAUAUAUUUUACGCAAAUAUUCAGAAUCUUUAUUCUGUUUACCAGCGUUUAUAAUUAAUUUAUUAUUUCGAAUUAUUUUUUUAAAUAUAUAUAAAUACUUUUUUUAUAUUUUCCAGUUUUUAAUUAAAUACUUUGUUGAAUUUAUCAGAGCCAAUUAUUAAAUCAACAAUACUUUAAAUAAUGAUUAUUUUUUUUUUUUUGCGAGCAAUUAGCUAAUUGCUGGUGGAUCAUCAUGUGGUUCCUUUGAAAAUGAAAAA
Molecule: messenger RNA, 2729 nt
Organism: Aphidius gifuensis
Lineage: Eukaryota; Metazoa; Arthropoda; Insecta; Hymenoptera; Braconidae
Product: zinc finger CCHC domain-containing protein 8 homolog
Exons: 4
Coding region: 262-2187 (641 amino acids)
Cellular component (GO): catalytic step 2 spliceosome
Molecular function (GO): RNA binding
Source: RefSeq, a predicted model, not a curated record